Mesocricetus auratus (golden hamster) is the source of this 8174-nucleotide messenger RNA. RefSeq names its product collagen type IV alpha 3 chain (gene Col4a3). The record is from RefSeq and is a predicted model, not a curated record. The transcript has 52 exons. Gene Ontology annotation, cellular component: collagen trimer; basement membrane. Gene Ontology annotation, molecular function: extracellular matrix structural constituent. Bases 42 to 5057 code for a protein of 1671 amino acids. NCBI's taxonomy places the organism in Eukaryota, Metazoa, Chordata, Mammalia, Rodentia, Cricetidae.
UGGAUCCCAGAACACACUGGGACUCAGGACCAAUACCCAUCAUGCACACGGAGAAGGCUCCAAGGUUGCAGACACUCCAGCUGCCUAUCCUGCUGCUGCUCCUGGCCACACCAUCUGUGGUUAGCAAGGGCUGCGUCUGCAAAGGCAAGGGCCAGUGCCUCUGCAUGGGGACCAAAGGGGAGAAGGGGGAGAAAGGCUAUCCUGGAACCCCUGGUUUUCCUGGCCAGAAAGGAUUUCCAGGUCCUGAAGGCUUUCCUGGACCACAGGGACCCAAGGGCUCUCCAGGACUUCCAGGACUCACUGGUCCCAAAGGCAUCAGGGGAAUAACUGGAUUACCAGGAUUUUCAGGUCCUCCUGGACUUCCAGGCAUCCCAGGCCACCCUGGGCCUCCUGGGCUAACUGGUCUACCAGGGUGCAAUGGUUCUAAGGGUGAACAAGGAUUCCCAGGCAUUCCUGGGACACCAGGCUAUUCGGGGCUCCCAGGCCCUGCUGGUUUGAAAGGACAAAAGGGUGAGCCUGCUCAAGGAGAAGACAGGGAAUUCAAUGGAAAAGGUGACCCUGGGCCUCCAGGGCCUCCAGGCUUCCAGGGUUUCCCAGGCCCCCCAGGUUUUCCAGGGCCUGCUGGUUCACCAGGUCCUCAUGGAGAUUUUGGUUUUCCAGGUGCCGUAGGACCCAGAGGACCAAAAGGUCAUAUGGGCGAUUACGCCAUAGGACAAAAAGGAGAAAAGGGUGUGAAAGGAUUAACAGGUCCCCCUGGGCUGCAAGGAACAGUGAUUGUUACACUCCUCCGCCCAUACAACAAAUCGGACUUCAAGGGGGAGAAAGGAGAUAAGGGAGAGAUGGGUGAACCUGGACGUCCUGGAUCCCUGGGGCCACCUGGAGACUCCUAUGGAUCAGAAAAGGGUGUUCCUGGAGAGCCUGGUCCAAGGGGGAAACCUGGAAAAGAUGGUGCUCCUGGAUUCCCUGGCACUGAGGGAGCCAAGGGCAACAGAGGCUUUCCUGGGUUAAUGGGUGAAUCUGGCAUUAAGGGAUGGAAAGGAGACAUUGGCCCUCCAGGAUUUCCUGGUCCAACAGUAUAUUAUGACGUGUCGUACCUGGAAAAGGGAGAUAAAGGAAUGCCAGGCCCACCUGGGCCCAAAGGUGCUCGUGGCCCACAGGGUCCCAGUGGUCCCCCUGGAGUUCCUGGAAGUCCUGGACCAUCAAGGCCUGGCCUCAGAGGACCCCCUGGAUGGCCAGGCUUGAAAGGAAGCAAAGGCGAGAGAGGACCCUCUGGAAAAGACACUGUGGGUCCUCCAGGACCCCUGGGCUGCCCUGGUUCACCAGGUCUGCCAGGUCCACCAGGACCUCCAGGACCUCCAGGUGGCACAGUUUUCCACCCAGGUCCACCUGGUGACCAUGGAGUGCCAGGCAAUAUAGGACCCCCAGGAGACCCAGGAAUUGAUGGGCCCAAAGGAGAACCAGGCCUUCCGUGUACACAGUGCCCUUGCAUCCCAGGGCCUCCUGGUCCCCCUGGGUUUCCAGGAUUAGACGGUGACAAAGGAAUUCCAGGAGCACGAGGCACACCUGGUAUGAAAGGAAACCCGGGGUCCCCCGGAAGUGCAGGUCUCCCAGGAUUUGCAGGAUUCCCAGGGGACCAAGGACACCCAGGACCAAAAGGAAGCAAAGGUGAAACACCUCUACCCUGGGGGCAAGAGGGUGACCCAGGUGAUCCUGGGCUCAGAGGCCUGCCAGGGAGAAAGGGCUUCGAUGGAAUUUCUGGAAGUCCAGGAGCAAAAGGACUGCCAGGACCUAGAGGUGAACCGGCCCUAAGUGGAAGGAAAGGGGACCAGGGACCUCCAGGGGCUCCUGGAAUACCUGGGCCUCCAGGACCUGCAGGACCAGCUGGACCACCAGGCUAUGGAUCUCAAGGAGAAACAGGUCCAAAGGGAAUGCAAGGAGUUCCUGGAUCCCCGGGACCACCUGGAGAAGCCGGUCUUAAAGGAGAACCUGGCACAUCAAUACCAGUUCCAGGUCCCCCAGGACCUCCAGGGCCCCCUGGUCAGGCUGGCCACCGUGGUCUACCUGGUUUGCCUGGACCUGUGGGAAAAUGUGAUCCUGGUCUUCCCGGACCUGAUGGAGAUCCAGGACUCCCAGGAGUUGGAUUCCCUGGGCCUCCAGGACCUAAGGGAGACCAAGGUUUCUCAGGAACAAAAGGGUCACCUGGUUGUCCUGGGGAAAUUGGAAAGCCAGGCCAUCCUGGAGAGCCAGGCCACCCAGGAGCCAAGGGAGAACCAGGACUAGGCACACCUGGGGAACCAGGAAAACCCGGCUUUCCAGGAGAAAGAGGCAAUUCUGGGGAAAAUGGAGAAAUUGGACUCCCUGGGCUUCCAGGUCUCCCUGGAUCUCCAGGAAAAGAUGGGCUUGAUGGGCCUCCAGGAGAUCCAGGAGAGUCUGGACCACCUGGAGCAAAAGGGCCCCCAGGGAGUUGCACACAAGGACCCAGGGGUGCCCAAGGACUUCCAGGAUUAAAUGGAUUGAAAGGACAACCAGGUCAAAGAGGUGAUGUGGGGCCAAAGGGAGACCCUGGCAUCCCAGGCUUGGACAGGUCAGGAGUUCCUGGAGAACCUGGACCACCAGGAAUUCCAGGUCCCCCAGGUGAGAUGGGACCACCUGGCCAAAAAGGAUAUCCGGGAAUUUCAGGAUCCCCAGGGCCACCAGGCAAGAAAGGAGAGGUUGGGAUGAUGGGCUAUCCUGGAACCACUGGUCCUCCAGGGUCUCCUGGGAAACCAGGGUCACAGGGGCAGAGAGGCAGCCUUGGAAUCCCAGGAGUAAAGGGGAAAAGAGGACGCCCGGGAACCAAAGGUGAAAGAGGAGAGAAGGGAAUUGCUGGGCCUUCCCAAAUUCCACACUUAAAGGGGGACAAAGGAGAACCUGGGCUCAAAGGAUUUGUAGGAAAUCCGGGUGAGAAAGGAAACAGAGGCAUUCCAGGGUUACCAGGUCUGAAAGGCAUCGCUGGACCGCCUGGGCCACCAGGACCUCCAGGCCCUAGAGGAGAUAUGGGACACAGUGGGAAUCCCGGAGGACCAGGACAAAGUGGCAUGCCAGGAAGCAUGGGAAACAUGGGUGUGCCAGGCCCUAAGGGGAAUAAAGGAACUUUGGGACUGCCAGGUCUAGCUGGAAGACCAGGCCUUCCCGGGAUUCAUGGUCCCCAAGGAGAUAAGGGGGAACAAGGUCAUUCAGAAGGCGCAAGGCCAGGACCACCAGGAUCAAAGGGUGACCCAGGAUUGCCUGGUGACAAAGGAAAGAAAGGAGAGAGGGGCCUACCUGGGCCACCUGGACAAUCGGGGCCUGCUGGACCUGACGGAGUCCCUGGGAGUCCUGGGAGUCCUGGCCACCCAGGGAAUCCGGGUCCUGGUGGUGAUUUGGGUCAUAAAGGAAAGAAAGGCUUCCCCGGCCCUCCAGGAAACACUGGCCUUCCAGGUCCUCCAGGACUCCCAGGACCUCCUGGGCCAAUGGGUAUGAGAGGUAACCAAGGACAUGAUGGAAUUCCUGGUCCACCUGGAGAAAAGGGAGAAACAGGCUUGUUGGGGGCCUAUCCAGGCCCAAAAGGGAGCCCUGGUGUUCCAGGUGUCAAAGGAGGCAAGGGAGCUCCAGGCUUGCCUGGCUUCCCUGGCAGGAAGGGGACCAUGGGAGAUGUUGGACUUCCAGGACCCCCAGGCAUCAGUGGACUCCCAGGACCACCAGGUCUACCUGGGGCAAUUGUCUCUGGUCCAAAAGGAAACAAAGGUCUGCCUGGCCCAAGAGGAAAUCCAGGUAUGCCAGGCCCCCCUGGACCUCCAGGACUUAUCAUAAAAGGCAUAAAAGGUGACAAAGGAUUUAUGGGCCUACCUGGCCCCAAAGGUCUACCUGGAACUGUAGGCGACAUCGGCCCACCAGGUCACCCGGGAGCACCAGGCACCCCAGGUAUUCCAGGUCUCAGAGGUGAUCCGGGAUUCCCUGGAUUUCCGGGCAUAAAAGGAGAGAAGGGCAAUCUAGGAUUUCUUGGAUCAAUUGGACAUCCGGGACCAACUGGACCAAAGGGACCACCUGGUGCACGUGGAAAACCUGGCACACUUAAGAUCAUCUCCCUUCCGGGAAGCCCAGGGCCACCUGGUCCACCUGGACAACCUGGAAUGAAAGGAGAUCCUGGGCCACUGGGACCACCUGGAAUCCCAGGGCCCUGUGGACCAAGAGGCAAACCAGGUGAGGAUGGAAAACCAGGAUCUCCAGGACCAGUUGGUGAAAAGGGUGACAAAGGCUCUAAAGGCCAGCAAGGACCACCUGGUUCGGAUGGGUUGCCAGGCUUAAAGGGGAAACCUGGAGACAGAGGAACACCUGCCUCCGGGACAAGAAUGCAAGGCUUUGUCUUCACCCGGCACAGUCAAAGCACAGCCACCCCUGCAUGUCCCGAAGGAACACGGCCGCUCUACAGUGGGUUUUCUCUUCUUUUUGUACAAGGGAACGAACGUGCACAUGGACAAGAUCUUGGCACCCUGGGCAGCUGCCUGCAACGAUUCACCACAAUGCCAUUCUUAUUCUGUAGCAUCAAUAAUGUAUGUAAUUUUGCAUCACGGAAUGAUUAUUCCUACUGGCUGUCAACACCAGCUCUGAUGCCAAUGGACAUGGCUCCAAUUACAGGCAGAGCUCUCGAACCCUAUAUUAGCAGAUGUACCGUUUGUGAAGGUUCUGCGAUGGCCAUAGCUGUUCACAGCCAAACUACUGCUAUCCCUCCAUGUCCCCAUGGCUGGGUCUCUCUCUGGAAAGGUUUUUCCUUCGUUAUGUUCACAAGUGCAGGCUCUGAGGGUGCUGGCCAAGCACUGGCAUCACCCGGCUCCUGUCUGGAGGAAUUCCGAGCCAGUCCGUUUAUUGAAUGCCAUGGACGGGGUACAUGUAACUACUACUCAAACUCCUAUAGUUUCUGGCUGGCUUCAUUAAACCCGGAAAGGAUGUUCAGAAAACCUAUUCCAUCAACUGUGAAAGCUGGAAAUUUAGACAAAAUCAUAAGCCGCUGUCAGGUGUGCAUGAAGAAAAGACCCUGAAGAAAAUAGAAGCACUUCUUUUCCUUCUUAAAUAACCAAGUCAUGGCUUGGUGCAUGCAUUUAUCUAGGUCUUUUUUCGCUAACCUUACAGUGUUGUUCGGUGGAGAUUUAGUAGUGCCAAGUUUCACCACACCAGAUAUGCGGGUCUCUAUAUCUGUGUGGUUUAAAGUUCCCUAUGGGAAGGCAACAGCUUUCCACAAAAUGUCACUGAAAUCACAUUCCGCUUGCACCCAAAGCACUGACUAAAUCAUGCCUGCAUGGGGCUUGAACUACAAGCUCAGAGAGAUUUGGUCAGGGGAUGUACAAUGUGUUCCUUGUCUUCCACUCUUGACCAAAGGAGUUUGGUUUCUUUCCACCUACUUCCUGAGACCUUAGACUUAAGCUAGAGAAGGAGAUAGGGCAUCCAGAGCACAGGCACACUGGAUAGUCCAACCUGUUGAGGGGGACAAUGCCCAAGAGCACAGAAUGAAUGAGGGUCAUGAUGUUUCAGGACUCAUUUGCAUAUGUCCAAAGCUAGGACCAAAGGCAACUUCCUGAAGGGAAUCGUAUCAGGCUUGGAUAUAAAGUGUGGGUUUGUUUUCUGUUUGGUUGAUGAUGUCUAUUUGCUUGUUCACUGGGCUCACUUUACUAUGUCAAUAGAUUCAAAGGGGGUGAAAUGCUUACCCUCAGGGGAUUAAUUUUAUUAGGAUGUUAUACACACACACACUGAAACAUUUCUCUUCAGUUUUCAAUAUACUCACAAACAACAAGGACACUACUUACUGGAUGUGCACUUUAUCCCCAAUUCUGUAAAUACUGACCUUAAAGAGUAGUUCAAUAACCCAGGGAAGAAUGAGAGGCACCCGCUGGUUUAUCAGACUCCAAACAUUUUUCUUUGAUAAAAAUAGUUCAUAACAGCCGGGCGGUGGUGGUGCACGCCUUUAAUCCCAGCACUUGGGAGGCGGAGGCAGGCGAAUAUCUGUGAGUUAGAGGCCAGGCUGGACCGACAGCCUCCAAAACAAUACAGAGAAACCCUGUCUCGUAAAAAACCAAAACAAAAAAAAGUUCAUAACAUGGUUUUACAGAUUUGUUCCUUUGUUACUUUUCUAACUUUUCCUUUGGAAAACAUCACACACACACACACACACACACACACACACACACACACACACACACACACACCCCACACCACACGUUUUUAUGUUAUACAUUCUCACCAACCAUGUGAAGAGAGACCACUGGGUGAAAACCUUACUGCACACAGCUGCUCUAUGUCUUAAAACUUGCUUUUAAGUAUAUUGAUACAUUCCCAAGUUUACUUAAUUCAGUAUAACAAGUAUUUUCUUCAGUACUAAACUAUGUCCCAUACAUUGAGCUGGGAGUGGGGGCAGGGGUAAUGAGAGAGACAUGCUUCUGGUCUCAGAAAAGGCAACUUUUCCUCGUGUAAAGAUUCCCACACAUAGAAGACCUCCCCCUACACACACAGACACACACACAGAGUCACAUACUAAUGUAUCCAAAAUUUUUAAAUUUAAAAAAUAAGAUCUAUGCCCAGGAAAAGUUUAUGACCUUUAAUGUCUCUUAAUCAACCCAGAAGCCAAGUCUUGAAAAAUAGUUAGAAAACAGAAGCAUUUUACAAAUCAAAUAGUUGCAGCACUAUUUGAUGACUCUCAGAGGCCAGAUAUUAUGAGGCAAGUGAACAUUUCUUGAUCCACUGAGGUGGAACAGAUGGUGCUGAUAUUUAUGUUCAUGCUGGUGCUGUAACCUCAACUACUUUGCAUUGGAAAAUGUGACCCAGGAACAUAGACAAGGGUUGACAUUCUUCACCACUCAUGUGACUGCCACAAGACAUUUUUACACCUGAACUCAGACGUCUAACAUCUCAUUUCAAUUACGUAUUUCACCUAACUUUCCUAUUCAGAAAGCACACCCUACUGUCCUAGUUACAGUCUAGCAGUAAAAAGAAAGAACUAAGCUUGACCAGUGGGGUCCCUGAGGAGUAGUAGUAGCAACAGCACCCGGGAGUCUGUUAUAAAUGGCAAUUCCAGAAUAUUCUAAACCUGCAUAAUUAGAAACUGUAGUUGGAAACUAAAAAUCUGUGUUUCAUUUUGAUGAGAAGUAUUUCAUAUAGCCUAAGAUGCCCCCAAAAUCACCACAAUUUUUCAGUCUCAGGCUCCCAGAAUUUUGUUUUAAAAGUUUUCCCCAUGGUUCUGGAGCACUCUACUCGAUAGCAAACACCUACGAAACCUGCCACACCCUUUCACCUGUGCCUAUGUAAAACUCCACGAGUGACUUUCAGGGCAAUCGAUUUUACUAUCAGACUGGUGCUGACGUCAUGGCUGCCCUUCAGUUGCCCCCAGGCCUCUUUUUGCUCUGGUCCUCUCAUUGGUGCUUGACUUCUGGGGAAAGACCCUGAACACUUACAUCCCAAAGAAGCCAUCUCAACAGUUAUUCAGCCACGCGUCUAAGGGCGAGCAUUAAUAUACAGUCCGUGCAUAUUACUUCCCAGGUGUUUAUGAGUAAAUUAUGAAGUUUGAAUUUCAGUUCUCAUGUGGCUAAAGAAAAGGUUCAGUGGUUAAGAAUGCUGGCAACUCUGCUGAGGACCAGAGUGCAGUUCCCAACACCUAGGUCAGGCAGCUCACAACUGCCUGCAACUCCAGCUCAAAGGGAUCCAACUGGUCUCCAGGACACCCACAAAAAGGUGGCAUUCACUCACACAGAUGCAGGCCACAUAAGUAAAAAUAAAUCUUUAAAAAUUUUUUAAGUUGAUUAACAAAAUGUUUGUUUUAAAUUUGGUGCUUCAACUUCAGAAUUUCACAGUGUGCUAAAAUAACCAACUUGUCAAUUGCUUGUUUUUGCAAGAUAAACAUUAUUAAUUUAUUUAUAAAAGUAUUAAAAUGUUUAAAUUUGAACUGUAUUGCUAAUUUUACAAAAGUUUUCUAUAAUUCAAAUGUAACUUACUACCAUUAAACUUAAUUUAAUAUUUUCUCUACAGCCAAGUAAGAUUUAUUUAAAAUAUAUUGAUUUUAUAUUGUUAUAUCCUGACAAAAUUAUGAUAUAUUACAAUAUACUAAUAUUUCUGUAAAUAUAGCUAAAGCUCUAUUGCUUUGUCAAAAUAAAAUUGAAAGAACAACUGUA